Chanos chanos (milkfish) is the source of this 639-nucleotide messenger RNA. It is a transcript of the gene prl, whose product is annotated as prolactin. The transcript has 5 exons. The record is from RefSeq and is a predicted model, not a curated record. NCBI's taxonomy places the organism in Eukaryota, Metazoa, Chordata, Actinopteri, Gonorynchiformes, Chanidae. Gene Ontology annotation, biological process: positive regulation of receptor signaling pathway via JAK-STAT; response to nutrient levels; positive regulation of cell population proliferation. Gene Ontology annotation, molecular function: hormone activity. Bases 1 to 639 code for a protein of 212 amino acids. Gene Ontology annotation, cellular component: extracellular region.
AUGGUGUCUCAGCAAUCCCAGAGUACCAAACUGCACUUGGCAGUCCUGAUGUGCGUCUUCGUCUCCACGGACGGUCUCGGUGUGAAUGAGCUGUUGGACAGAGCUUCUCUUCUGUCUGACAAACUGCACACUCUGAGCACUUCUCUCACCGGCGACCUGGACAGUCAUUUCCCACCUCACGGGAAGCUAUUUAUGCCACGCCCAUCCAUGUGCCACACCUCCUCUCUCCAGACCCCAAACGACAAAGACCAAGCCCUGCGAGUACCUGAGGAUGAGUUGCUGGCACUGGCCCGAUCCCUGUUGCUGGCCUGGUCAGACCCUCUGGCUGUGCUGUCUUCUGAGGCCCCCACCUUGCCCCACCCUGAACGCGACAACAUCAACAGCAAGACCAAGGAGCUGCAGGAGCAGAUCAACUCUCUGGGCGCUGGUCUUCAGCACCUCGUCAACAAGAUGGGUCCUGCUGCCCAGAGCGUUUCCAUUCUCCCCUUCCAGGGCGGCGGUCUGGGUCAGGACAAGAGUUCCCGUCUAAUCAACUUCCAUUUCCUCCUCUCCUGCUUCCGUAGAGACUCCCACAAGAUUGACAGUUUCCUGAAAGUCCUCCGCUGCCGGGCAGCCAAGAUGCGACCAGAAAUGUGUUAG